CCAUGGCAGACAGGGUGCUGAUUCACACAUAAAAGUGAGACGACGUCCCGUAUUUAUUAAAUAUUAACAUGUUACUGUGAUACACCGUGCACUUUUAGCGACAGUAUUUCCUGGCAGGUUGCCAUGGUCCCCACAGACUUUAAAGCUCUGAUCCUGAGGUUUUAUCACCUUCAGUCUGAGCGGGUGGACACGUAUCGGCUCUUUGAAGAAGGACACGAGGCCUACUUGAGGACAGGGCCCCAUUAUGACUUUGACCACUACAGGCAGCUGGUCCAUGAGAUAACGCAGGCCUUCUGCGGCAUCUCCACGGAAAUGCUGGAGAUCAAAGGGAAGCUGCACCACGACUUCGACAGGCCGGCGCUUUCUGAGCACAUUGACAAGCUGCAGAGCAAAGAGAAGCAGAAACUAGAACUGACGGUCAAGCUGCAGCUGGCCAGGCAGCGGGCCCAGGAUCACCCAGAGGACGAGGGCUGUCAAGAACAGAUUCAGGAGAUCAAGCACGAGAUCAUCAAGAACAAAGAGGCCCUGAGUGAAAUCAUGCAGGACGUCAAGUACGACUCUGAGGAGUUGGAUUGACAGGCGGCUCCCGGGAGGCGGAGCCACAGACCGGCUCUGCUGCAACUCCCACCGUUGACUCGUCGGCUGCGCUCAUCGAUCCCUCUCUGGCUCCGCCCUGCUCGCUGCAGCAGUCUCACUCCACCCAGGGGACUGGUCGCACUCUGGCUCUGUGUGUUUCUAUUUGUAGUCACGUGUUUUUGUAAAUGCUUACCUCAGCAAAAAAAAAGAAUCAAAGAAGAAAGAAAUGUAAAUACUCUGAAGAUGUUCACUUGUUCCUGGUGGUUCAAAGCCACUACCUUUUGUUUACUUGAUGAUUUGUGGGGGGGUUUUUAAAUAAAAAAGAGAAGUUUUA
This is a messenger RNA of Pseudoliparis swirei, 910 nucleotides long. RefSeq names its product required for excision 1-B domain containing (gene rex1bd). The coding region runs from base 124 to 576 and encodes 150 amino acids. The transcript has 5 exons. The record is from RefSeq and is a predicted model, not a curated record. NCBI's taxonomy places the organism in Eukaryota, Metazoa, Chordata, Actinopteri, Perciformes, Liparidae.